CUGCCAUUGAUUCCUGCUGUUCCAUGAGUAACAUACCUACAUAAGAAGUAUGUUCUGACUAAUGUGACAAAAUAAGUGAGGCGGUUUGACGCUCUUGCCCUGUCUGGUUUCGAGUCAACUUCCGAUUAGAGUAGCUUUCUUUCUUAUCGCAUUUUCAGCCUUGCGGCGGGGCUCUGAUCUAGCUGCAAUAAAACAAGAAGACCAUCACCACGAGUAUCCUAGUAUCGAAAAUGAUUGCAAUCGGUCUUGAAGGUAGUGCCAAUAAAUUGGGUGUUGGUAUUAUAUCUCAUCCCGGUCCUGGCAAACCAGCGCAGGUACUCUCAAACAUCCGAGAUACUUUCAAUGCCCCUCCUGGGGAAGGCUUCCUGCCAAAGGACACAGCUAAACACCAUAGAUCAUGGUUUGUCCGACUCGUCAAGCAAGCCAUGAUCGAAGCAAAGGUCUCAACCCGCGAUAUCGACUGCAUCUGCUACACGAAAGGUCCAGGCAUGGGUGCCCCCUUACAAAGCGUUGCUGUUGGUGCAAGAAUGCUUUCACUACUAUGGGAGAAGGAGUUAGUUGGAGUUAACCACUGCGUUGGCCACAUCGAAAUGGGCCGCGAAAUCACUGGAGCCCAUAACCCAGUAGUUCUGUAUGUCAGCGGAGGCAAUACUCAGGUCAUUGCAUAUGCAGAGCAGAGAUAUCGCAUAUUUGGAGAAGCCCUUGACAUUGCUGUUGGAAAUUGCCUGGACCGGUUCGCACGAACAUUAGAAAUAAGCAAUGAUCCCGCACCUGGCUACAACAUCGAACAACUGGCAAAGAAGGGAAAAGUGUUACUGGACCUACCAUAUGCAGUUAAAGGAAUGGAUUGCUCUUUCUCUGGUAUACUGGCAUGCAUCGAUAUCUUGGCAGCAGAUCUCAAGGCGAACCCGAACUGGCGAGAUCCUAUCACGAACGAAGUCAUCACAACUGCUGAUCUAUGCUUCAGUCUACAGGAAACUGUGUACGCCAUGCUUGUUGAGAUUACAGAGAGAGCAAUGGCCCAUGUGGGAAGCAGUCAGGUUCUGAUUGUUGGAGGAGUGGGUUCCAACGAAAGACUCCAGCAAAUGAUGGGAUUAAUGGCUCGAGAUCGAGGUGGCAGUGUCUUUGCCACAGACGAACGUUUCUGUAUUGACAAUGGUAUUAUGAUUGCACAUGCAGGUUUAGUGGCGUAUAAGACCGGCUUCAGAACACCAUUGGAAGAAAGCACUUGCACGCAGAGGUUUAGAACUGACGAGGUCUUUGUCAACUGGAGGGAUUGAAGUGUCGAAGGUGCGGCAGAGGAGCAUUAGACAUUUCAGAGCUUUACUGCAACAACGAGAAAUGCCUCGAACCCAAUGUUUGGUACCGAGACUCUGUUGCAGUCAUCAGAUCAGAAGCCAUCUUCGGAAUCAUCGUCUUCUUCGAGAAUGGUCUGACUCAAAAGUCCAUGAUCGUCGCUUCUCUGGGUCGUGUUCCUCUCCACCCACUCGGCAUACUUUUCCAUCGAGAUGCCAUCCUCUUCCUUGAUUAUGGAGCUUUGCCAUACUUGCUCCAGCUUUUCUUUCUCCCGUGUAGCUCGAACGGAAGCAGCAGUGCGGCCAUUGUCAUCUGGACUAGGAGUUAAGUUGAAGAGCGACUCCAGCAUGCUAGAUGAUAGGUAGAGAACGGUGCCUGUAAAAAGACCAAUCACGGCUGCAACCCCAAGAUAG
Mollisia scopiformis is the source of this 1709-nucleotide messenger RNA. RefSeq names its product putative tRNA threonylcarbamoyladenosine biosynthesis protein kae1. The coding region runs from base 231 to 1280 and encodes 349 amino acids. The record is from RefSeq and is a predicted model, not a curated record. The transcript is spliced from 2 exons. Lineage: Eukaryota; Fungi; Ascomycota; Leotiomycetes; Helotiales; Mollisiaceae. Gene Ontology annotation, biological process: tRNA threonylcarbamoyladenosine modification. Gene Ontology annotation, cellular component: cytoplasm; EKC/KEOPS complex.